This is a messenger RNA of Siniperca chuatsi (mandarin fish), 4419 nucleotides long. RefSeq names its product oxysterol-binding protein 1-like. The record is from RefSeq and is a predicted model, not a curated record. Gene Ontology annotation, cellular component: membrane; intracellular membrane-bounded organelle; cytosol. Lineage: Eukaryota; Metazoa; Chordata; Actinopteri; Centrarchiformes; Sinipercidae. Gene Ontology annotation, molecular function: sterol binding. The coding region runs from base 397 to 2721 and encodes 774 amino acids. The transcript is spliced from 17 exons.
UGUCUGUUUCCAGACGAGACCAAAUAACGUUGCACCGGGUGUAACCAACGAGCUAACAUUAGGCUAGUUAGAAGUAGCUAGCUAGCUUUAGAUUCUUGUCGGCGUACGCAGCUGUAGAAUGAACAUUAUACACACAAUUAUUGAGGGAUACCAAUGAAAGUCGUUAGUGUCACUUUAUUUCACAAUCAUACGACUGUUGUCGUCGACGUCUUCGGUUUAACGUUAGUGUUUUUCAUCAUUAGCAGUCAGUUAGCUACUUAGCCUCUUCAGCUAGCUAGGUAUAGUAGCGUAUGGGUGUCAAAGUUAACCGUGACUUCACCGGGUGUCUGGUUGUCUGAUCUCACAUUUCGGACACGUCAAGGUUCCUCAAAUCUGUCUCUUGAUUUUGGGGGUGUGAUGUCGGAGCCCAAGACCCCCACUCCCACUCCUGCUGGCGACACAUACAAAGGAUGGGUCUUCAAGUGGACAAAUUACAUCAAGGGUUAUCAGCGGAGGUGGUUUGUCCUGAGCAACGGGCUGUUGUCAUACUACAGGACCCAGGCAGAGAUGGGCCACACAUGUCGCGGCACAAUUAACUUGGCCACAGCAACUAUCACUGUGGAUGACGCCUGCAACUUUGUCAUCUCCAACGGGGGGGCGCAGACGUACCACCUGAAGGCCAGCUGUGAGGUUGAACGUCAGCGCUGGAUCACUGCCCUAGAACUGGCCAAAGCCAAGGCGGCCCGCAUGCAGACUGAGUCAGAUGACUCAGGGGAUGACUUUUCCUCAUCAUCGCCACCGGCGGCACCUGGACAUGGUGGCGGGUCACAGAAUUCAGAAGUCCAGUCUGCUCUCAGAACACUAAGCAGCAAAGUGGAGGAUCUCAGCACGUGCAACGACCUAAUCUCAAAGCAUGGCUCUGCCCUCCAGAGGUCUUUAUCAGAACUGGACAGUUUGCGUCUGACUGGAGAGGCUGGAGAUAAGAUUCGUCAGGUGACAGAGAGGGCCACACUGUUCCGCAUCACCUCUAAUGCCAUGAUUAAUGCGUGCCGAGACUUCCUUGCACUGGCUCAGGCUCACAGCAAGCGAUGGCAGAAGGCCCUUCAAGCAGAACGAGACCAGCGGGUGAGGCUGGAGGAGACUUUAGAGCAACUGGCCAAGCAGCACAACCACCUGGAGAGAGCGUUCAGAGGCGCUGCACAGGCUAAUGCUACUGCUGACAAUAAAAAUGCUGCUGGGCCAGGAAAAGGUGAGGCCAGCGACGAGGACGACGACAACGAAUUCUUUGACGCCAUGGAAGAGGCUCCUGAGUUCAUCACUGUACCUGCAGACCCCCAGUUCCACAAAAGGUCAAGCAGUAGUAUCAGCGGUUUCAACAGUGAAAUGUGUCCUGAUGAUCAAUCGCUUAAUGAGGAGCCACUAGCGAUGAACCAGGACUCUCCCUCUCUGGAGUUAGUGCCGUUGAAGAAGAGGCGAACACGCAUUUCAGAUAAACCCAACUACUCCCUCAACCUGUGGAGUAUCAUGAAGAACUGUAUUGGUAAAGAGCUGUCCAAGAUCCCGAUGCCUGUGAACUUCAACGAGCCCAUUUCCAUGCUGCAGCGGUUGUCGGAGGACCUCGAGUACCAUGAGCUGCUGGAUAAGGCCGGCAAGUGCCAGAGUUCGCUGGAGCAAAUGUGCUACGUGGCCGCCUUCUCCGUGUCCUCCUACUCGACCACCGUCCACCGCACGGGCAAGCCCUUCAACCCUCUGCUGGGAGAGACGUAUGAGCUGGACCGCCGGAGAGAGAGCGGCUACCGCUCCCUCUGUGAGCAGGUGAGUCACCACCCCCCUGCAGCAGCGCAUCAUGUGAUCUCUGAUCGUGGCUGGACCCUGAGGCAGGAAAUCACUGUUGCCAGCAAGUUCAGGGGCAAAUACCUCUCCAUUAUGCCUUUAGGCACAAUACAUGCAAUCUUUGAAAAGGGCAACAAUCACUACACAUGGAAGAAAGUUACCACCACAGUGCACAACAUCAUUGUAGGAAAACUAUGGAUCGAUCAGUCAGGAGAGAUAGAUGUAGUGAACCACACCACCGGAGACCGCUGCCACUUGAAGUUUGCUCCUUACAGCUACUUCUCCAGAGAUGUGGCCAGGAAGGUGACAGGUGUGGUGAUGGACAAGGAUGGCAAGGCCCACUACGUGCUGUCGGGCACAUGGGAUGAGAAGAUGGAGUUUUCCCGGGUGAUGCAGAGCAGCCGAGGGGGAGAGAAUGGCACAGAGGGUAAACAGAAGACGGUCUAUCAAACCCUCAAAGCCAGAGAGGUGUGGAGAAGGAACCCUUUACCUGAGGGAGCAGACACCAUGUACUACUUCACUGCCCUGGCGCUGACCCUAAACGAGCCCGAGGAGGGCGUGGCACCCACCGACAGCCGGCGUCGGCCGGACCAGCGCUUGAUGGAGGACGGUCGCUGGGACGAGGCCAACACAGAGAAGCAGCGGCUGGAGGAGAAGCAGCGCAGCGUCCGGCGGGAGAGAGAGAGGGAAGCUGCCAGUCAACGCACCUCCAGCCAGUCAGAAGAAGCUGUCGAUGAGGACUCUCUUACUGAUCCCUCCUUAAAAAACGCACCUCAUGAGAACUACCAGGCCCUUUGGUUUGAGCGCUGUGAGGACCGGAUCACAGGUGAGCAAGUCCAUAUCUAUAAGGGAGGCUACUGGGAAGCAAAGGAUCGUGGCAGCUGGGAGGGCUGUCCGGACAUAUUUUGACCUUGGCAUUGACUGCAAAGUUCCCUGAAGAGACUGAUCCAUCGAAGCCGCCUGGUGGACAGCUACCGCAAAGGCCAGCUUGUCCCCCCUCUUGGACGGCUGCCUCCCUCCAGUGGCUCUCUGUUCUAAGAGAUUUCCAGGACGGUCACUGCUGUCUGAUCCAGAGGGGGAGCAGGGUUUUUCCUCCUCCUGAAAUGAAAAUUUGAUGCUGCUUUGACUCAGGGUCAGGCUGAGCAUAAGGGUGAGGAAAUGGAAUGGGCAGUGCUUCCAAAUCUACAGUAGAUCAUUCUUUGUGUCUCUCUGCUCAAGUCUGUUCAGUCUCUCAGAUCAGGAGCAGAAGAGGUUUUGUGCUGGUAACACCCUGUGAGAUAAUGUAGUGUUGCUAUUGUCAUCCACAGCAUUGUGUGCUUUGGUAAUAACUAAAAAAAGGGGGUAAGACAUGGUUAAUAUAUACAUUUAUAUGUAAAUGUGAUUAAAAUAAUUUCAUUAAAAUGUUGACUGGUGGCCUUCAAGAUGUUAGCGAGGAUUUCUUGUUUGUCUCUGAUUUAGUGUCUUAAUGUAAUGAAGUGAAGGUUCUAGCGUGCUUGUGUGUAUGAAUGUAUAUCUGCUCUUCCAUCACAUUACAACACUGCCACUGUGCAGUAUACUGUGUUUAAAAAAGAAAAUGAUUGUCAGAAAUACUGGUUAUGUUUUAUAGUUAGAAGAACUAUACUGUUAUGUUUUAUAGUUAGAAGAAGUCCUUUACAGGCCUGAAGGAAAUUCAUUUUGAUGUGGCUACAAGUCCUAAACACCCUUUCUCUUCACCUUAGAAAUGAGCAACCUGCUCUCACUUGUAUUUAGAUCACACCUGAGUGGAUAUGAUGUGGACAUUUCAGAAAAUCUCGAUUAGAGCAGUUUUAUUCAAUAACUAUUAAUGAUUAAUAACCCCUUUUCACAGGAUUGGACUAACGUUUAGCAAUUUUGCAGAUAAAAGUGAAUGGUAACUAAGUUACAUAGCAGUAGAAAUGGUUUUAAAAAAGUGUGGGAUACUUAGUGUGAUUUUUGUGUUGAAAGGAACACAGACAAAUAAGCAAAGAAAACAAUAAAAAGUAAAUGCAGUGGUGAAAAUAUACGUCACACCCUCAUGUAUCUGCUGAGGUGUUUACAUAUGCAAGUACAUUUAGACACCAAAAACAUGGGAUAUAGAGUGUGUGUGUGUGUGUGUGGGUGUGUGUGUGAAUUUCAUAAUUUUGUUUGUAAGUGUACUUAAAAAUGAAGAAUAAAGAAACCAAGAAGCAUUGAAAAUAACUAUGAUUUUAUAAAUGUAUAGAAAUUCAUAUAGUAUUGAUAACUGUAAGGUAGUUUUCUUGUAUUUUUGGUUCCUCUCAUAUUAUUGUACGACUUUCUAAGAGGACUUUCUUCAUUUUCAGAAAAAAAAGGGAGUUUCCGUACUAACUGAGAGGGGAGACAUGACAUUGUUCAGAAUUUUGUAUUAACAAAGAAAAAUAAUCUGUAAUAAACAAAUGCUGUGAUGUCAAACAAAUAACUUUUGAUACUGUUCUUUAAUUUCAUUUGUUCCAACAUUUCUAUUACUUAUUAAUUAGGUAAUACUAUUAAAGAUUUGCCAAAUCAAUUUCUGUUCUCAUGUUCAGUAGGAGCUAUGGAUGGGACGACACAGUAUGUUGUCAAUAAAAUUAUAAAAACCAAUGAAAACAUGCA